Pimephales promelas (fathead minnow) is the source of this 2060-nucleotide messenger RNA. NCBI's taxonomy places the organism in Eukaryota, Metazoa, Chordata, Actinopteri, Cypriniformes, Leuciscidae. The record is from RefSeq and is a predicted model, not a curated record.
GGCUUGUUUUAGCCGUAAUGCACAGAAUAAAAACCUCAAAGCCCAGAGUUGCUCGUUCAUAGCUCAGGAGACUUAAUGGAGUUCUCAGUUGGGUUCCCAGAACUCUUAAGAGAGAGUCUGUAAAGCAGCCUGAAGUCCGGCUCAUCUCCAUCUUCUCUCCGGUCGUGUCGAACAUCCCUGCAGCUGAGUACAUACUGAAUAACCUGAAUAGAAAUGUGCUAGAAUUCAAUACCAGCCACUCCUGAUUCAGUUUCCAUCAAGUUUUUGACACUCAAAAUAUGUACAAAUGUAAUUCCAUAACAUCUGCUCUGUGACAUUGAUCACUUUCUCUUCAUUUUAAAUGGCUGAAAAACAAAUAAGCUUGCCUGCUAAACUCAUCAAUGGAGGCAUUGCUGGAUUGAUUGGUGUCACUUGCGUGUUUCCGAUUGAUCUGGCAAAAACACGCCUCCAAAACCAGCAAAACGGAUCUCGCAUCUACACUAGCAUGUCUGAUUGUCUGAUAAAAACCAUCCGAUCAGAAGGAUUCUGUGGGAUGUACAGAGGAGCUGCGGUUAAUCUGACUUUGGUAACUCCAGAAAAGGCCAUUAAACUGGCUGCCAAUGAUUUCUUCAGACACCAGCUCUCUAAAGAUGGACAGAAGUUGACAUUGGUUGGAGAAAUGUUGGCUGGCUGCGGGGCGGGUACCUGCCAAGUGAUUGUAACCACUCCAAUGGAGAUGUUAAAGAUCCAGUUGCAGGAUGCCGGCAGAAUAGAGGCCCAGAGGAAUCUAAUUGGCCGGGAUGGAGGAGGAGGGGCUAAAGCGAAUGUUGUUCAGCGGAAGUCUCCCACAGCUCUCCAACUCUCUAGAGAUCUGCUGAAGGACAAGGGCAUCACUGGUCUCUAUACGGGACUGGGGGCCACUCUAUUACGGGAUGUGCCCUUUUCCAUCAUCUACUUCCCACUGUUUGCUAACCUGAACAGCCUAGGCAGGAGGAACACUGACAGUUCAGCUCCAUUUUACAUCUCCUUCCUCUCUGGCUGUCUUGCAGGGUGUACUGCAGCUGUUGCGGUCAAUCCUGUGGAUGUGCUAAAAACCAGGCUUCAGUCUUUGGCCCGUGGAUGUCAUGAUGAGACUUACAGCGGAAUGAAAGACUGUAUCCGUAAGAUUCUCCGUCACGAGGGUCCCUCAGCGUUCCUGAAGGGGGCGUACUGUCGCGCACUGGUCAUCGCUCCGCUGUUUGGCAUCGUACAGGUGGUUUAUUUCCUAGGAGUCGGGGAAUUUGUUCUCGGUCUCCUGCAUGGACAAAAACACUGAAUGUUUACAGUGGAUGGAGCCGCUACUUGUAUUCAAACCAUAGCAAUAAUAAUGAUAAAUUGAUCAAUUAUAAAUAAUGAAUUAUAAACGAUACAUACUGAAAUUUUUGUAUUCAUUUUAAUAGAAAUUAGUAUGCUAGAAACACAUUGAUUUAAAUGUAAUGUUUUGUAAUAAUAGUAGAAAGACGGAAAUGGUAUUUUCCUGUAAAAUGUACUCCAGUAAUUUUUGUUUUAUUUACAACUUUUAAAAAACAAAAAAAACAAAAAAAAACAACAGCAUUUUUUGACAGUGUAGGUUUGACAUCAGCAUUGAAAACCAGGUUCAAUAAUCAGUCUAUCAGUACAGAUUGACAAUAGCUCUGCUCCAAAAGAUAGUGAGCUGCCUGUCUAGAUAGUAUUUUAGCCUAGUAGUCACUUUUUAUUGACUUUUUUUUAGUAAUCAUCAUAACUUUUAACUUAAAAGUUUGAACUUAUAAUUUAAAACCUCCAAAAUUCAUCAUGUGAUUUAAUUUUUGAGCAAUUUUCUAGUCAAAAUUAUUUUGUGAAAUAUACAUUGUGUAAGAUAAAAAUGUUUAGUUCAGUACAUUUGCUUACAGUAAACUCUUUUUAAAUGUAAUUUUUUUUUUCACUUCUGUAAAAAUCUGUCGAGUGUCUUUAAAAAGAGAUUCGAGGUCUGUAUUCCAAGGCAUUCAUUAAUUACAACCAUUUAAUUCAAAACUCCUGAUAUUUUUAAAUAGUAUUACUUUUAUUCAACAGGGAUGCAUUAA